AUGGCGGCAAAUGAGGCACGAGCCUCAUCCGUUGCAUCCAACACAGAAAGCCUCAUCAGUGCGUCGGGCUACAAAUUCAGCAAAGGCAGCAAAAAGGCGCCCAAGGUCAAGUUAAAGAAGCUACCUCUGCAAGUCAAGAAAGAAGCCCAAGCAAAUGGCGUCAAGAAUGUCGCGGAAGCGCCCUCACCAGAAGUACCAAAGUUCGACGACGAGACCAUGGCGAAUUUCCCCAAUGGCCACCUGGAAAGCCUCGACACUGUGAUUUGCAAGCACUGCAAGAAAAUGGUUCUGAAGCGCACCGCCAAGGGACACAUCACGCUGUGCUUAAAGUCAAAACAGGACAAAGCGCGCAAGAAAAAGGAGGCACGUGAGGCUGCGGCGCGGGCAAAGGAGCGGGCGGAGAAAGCAGACGAUGACGAUGAUGACGACGAUGAUGUCAAAGCUCCCUCCAGAAAAGACGUGGCCAACGGCGACGAUGACGGACCCAAGAAGACCAAGAAGCGAAAGGCCGAUGCCGAAGAAGACAAGGAGCCUAGAAAGAAGAAAAAAAGAGAGGAGCAGAAACAGAAAGUAGUUAAACCCAAGGGUCCGGUCGACGUCGAGAAACAAUGCGGUGUUCUAUUGCCAAACGGCGGGCAGUGCGCCAGGAGUUUAACAUGCAAGAGCCAUUCGAUGGGAGCAAAGCGGGCUGUUCCCGGAAGAAGUCUGCCUUACGACAUGUUGCUCGCUGCAUACCAGAAAAAGAACCAGGCACGACAGCAGAAGGCCGCGCUCGAUGCAAAUGCCCCCGCGCUCCUGGAAGAGGAUCUCGACCCCAGUUUGGCCGGCCCUGUUGAUUCGGAUGAAGAGCGAGAUUCGGUCAUGACAGCCAUCGCCAGAGGCCUCAGUCGACCCCAACCACUCGUCACGAAACAAUUAUUCCCAACACGGCGGAAAUACCAGCUGGUCCGGAUGAAAGAAAUGCUAUCAAACGCCAUGAGCGGGAACAGAUCCGGUGGUUUGUUCAGUGUCGCUCCGGAGAGUGCCCGAAGUGCUGUCCCCCAAUCCGCCAUCCACGACACGUUUGCCUCAGCGAUAUCAGCUUCACCUGUCACGACAGGUAUUGGUACGGCACAGGCCGGAUUGAAACCGCCUCUCAGAAAGGCGUCGAUUGACGUGGCCUAG
This is a messenger RNA of Cladophialophora psammophila CBS 110553, 1164 nucleotides long. Its product is annotated as SAGA-associated factor 73. The coding region runs from base 1 to 1164 and encodes 387 amino acids. The transcript has 3 exons. Lineage: Eukaryota; Fungi; Ascomycota; Eurotiomycetes; Chaetothyriales; Herpotrichiellaceae. Gene Ontology annotation, cellular component: SAGA complex. The record is from RefSeq and is a predicted model, not a curated record. Gene Ontology annotation, biological process: RITS complex assembly; regulatory ncRNA-mediated heterochromatin formation; regulation of transcription by RNA polymerase II.